CUAAAAAUUGAGCCUUUUGCGCGUCCUCGAUCGAACAGGGCCGUCGUUUCUGACCUGUAAUUUGGAGGUAUUUUGGCGUCACGGCAGUUUUAGGCGAGAUCCCCUCGCCCAAUUAUGAGCUGAUUAUUGCUCGAGUCAAGCAAGUUGCUGAAAAUUGACACCUUGGGCAUGCUUCAAGAUUCGAAGAAAGACUUGCGGGUUCCUGAAAUCUGGUCUGCUGAUUAUCUUAUCUGAACAACUUGUUACAUUGAGCAGCUAUCAGAUUCAGAGAGUGCAGCAUGGCCGAACCUCUGAUGAAAGCUUGUAGAAAAGCAUCAAAGCCAUAUGAUUUCAAGAGAGUAUCUUCUAGUCCCAAGGAUCAUAUUCAGCAAUCGAAAAGACCAAGGAAGGGGGAAAACCCUGUUCGAAUACCACCGAGUCCUGACCAGUGCCUCGAUUUCAAAUCAUCUAACUCUUGGACCUGCAAAAAUUCUGCAUGUCGAGCCACACUUUCAAUAGAUGACACAUUUUGCCGGAGGUGCUCUUGUUGCAUUUGCCAUUUAUUUGAUGACAACAAGGAUCCGAGUCUUUGGUUGGAGUGUGUAUCUGAUUCUGGUUUAGGAGAUUCAUGUGGUUUGUCAUGCCACAUUGAAUGUGCCCUCCAACAUGGUAAGGUCGGGGUUGUUGACCUGGGACCAUUGAUGCAGUUGGAUGGAAGCUAUUGUUGUGCUUCCUGUGGCAAAGUUGCAGGGGUACUUGGAUGCUGGAAAAAGCAGUUGAGUAUAGCUAAGGAUGCUCGUCGUGUUGACAUCCUAUGCUAUCGGAUAUUUUUGAGUUUUAGGCUCCUGGAUGGGACUUCUAGAUUCACUGAGCUCCACGAUAUUGUUAGGGAUGCAAAAUCUACAUUAGAAACAGAGGUUGGUCCAGUCGAUGGAGUUUCAGCAAAAAUGGCUCGGGGUAUUGUUGGUAGACUCUCUGUAGCUACUGAGGUGCAGAGGCUCUGCUCUCUUGCUGUUGAAAAAGCUGACAAACUGAUGGCCUCGAAAUCUACUGCAGCCAUCUUGGAGGGUUCACUUCCUGCAGCUUGCAAAUUCCUAUUUGAGGAGGUGACAUGUUCUUCAGUAGUACUUUUGUUGAUCGAAUUAUCAACUGCAACAAUCAAGGAUAUCAAGGGCUACAAACUCUGGUAUUGCAAGAAAAGAGAUGAGGUUUACUCUAAAGAGCCUGUUUUUGUCUUCCCAAGAGAUCAGAGGAGGAUUUGGAUAUCCAAUUUGCAGCCUUGCACGGAGUACUCGUUCCGGAUCAUAUCUUAUACUGAAGCUGGUGACUUUGGGCACUCUGAAACAAAGUGCUUUACAAAGAGUGUAGAACUUAUUCACAAGCACCAAUAUUCUUGUGCUGAAAGACCUGAAGUGGAUGCAUCACAUGCAGGAAGCUCUAGUUCCAAACAAAAUCACAGGACUGAUGAAAUAGAACUAGACUCAGGAUUCAAGGUCCGAGAUCUUGGAAGAAUCUUGAAGCUCGCUUGGCUGCAGCAUCAAGGCUAUUUGGAGUCAUUUUAUGGUUUACAUGUCAAUAAAUGUGGUAAUGAUCAUGGCAUAGUUAAGCAAGAAACUCAGCAAGACAAGCCGGCAUCUGUUGCACGUCAACUUGACUUGAAUGUUGCUUCUGUGCCUGAUCUGAAUGAGGAGUUCACACCUCCUGUUGAAUCAUCUAGGGAAGAAGAAAACGGGUGCACUUUAGGGCAAGCAGUUGAGGCAGAUGAUGCUAUCUCUCACGGCAUACAUAGAAAAUGUGGAGAAGCAGCCACUGAUUCCAAGUUGGUUAAUUGCCAUAAUAUGCUACAUAACGGCAAUAGGGAGAACCGGGAUUCUGAUAGCACUCUGACAAAUGGAUCCCCAUUCCAAGUUCAGAACGACCUAUGCUUGGAUGAGAACUUUGAAUACUGUGUAAAGAUCAUCCGUUGGCUGGAAUGCGAGGGGCAUAUUAAGAAGGAUUUUAGAUUGAAGCUGCUGACGUGGUUCAGUCUAAGAUCCACAGAGCAGGAGCGCAGAGUGUUGAACACCUUUAUACAGACUUUAAUUGAUGAUCCGAGUAGUUUGGCAGGACAGUUGAUCGACUCAUUCUCAGAUAUAUCCAGCAAAAGGCCACAAAAUGGCUCCUGCAGCGUUUUAUGCUGAGUCAAGUGGGAGCAAGUUGUUGGUACCGAUGGUCGUCUAUUAAGCUAGCACAGAUAAGAACAAGCAUCCCUGAUUCAUUUACUGACUGCGUAUUGUUUGAGGAAGAAUCUCACGCAUUGUGGGAUGAUUUUUUUCAGUAGAUAAGCCACCUCCUGAUUGCUUAUUGACUAGUGAAUGUAGAUUCCAUUAAUUCUAGGCAUGAAUUUUGUUGGUAGACUCCUAUGCUUAUUCCAUCUAAAUUCUAUCUAAAUUUAAAUGUAGGAUCAUCUGAUGCAGACUGCUGUAUUACUCCACUUAUCUUUUCUUUAUUUAUAUAAUUGAAAGGCUAUUUAUGCA
Salvia hispanica is the source of this 2495-nucleotide messenger RNA. It is a transcript of the gene VRN5, whose product is annotated as Fibronectin type III domain-containing protein. The record is from RefSeq and is a predicted model, not a curated record. NCBI's taxonomy places the organism in Eukaryota, Viridiplantae, Streptophyta, Magnoliopsida, Lamiales, Lamiaceae. Gene Ontology annotation, biological process: vernalization response; epigenetic regulation of gene expression. Gene Ontology annotation, molecular function: protein binding.